GUGCGCUCCAAAGUCCAAACUCCAAAAAUCCAAACUAACUUGGAAGAAAACGAAUCUCAAUCCCUAAAUUCCAAAACUUCAACUCGGAAAGAUUUCGCAUCUGCACGUCCGAACCUGAACCUUGUCCCUGCAAUUGUUUGUCUAUACUCUGUAACAAAGAGCUCUCUACGGGUUUUUCUUUUUGACUCUGAAGCACCUGAAAGAGGAUUUUGCAGCUGAUUUGUGAAAAACAAAGAUGGGAUUGACCAAUUUUGUGCUCACAGUGGCGGGUGUUAGUGCCGUGGUUCUCCUCCUAAGGAGUGACGUCAAGCAGUCGGCUGCAAUAUUAAGGCGCAAUGUGAAGCACAUCCGCGGCUGGCUUGAGGAAGAAACCGUUGCCUCUAAGACAGCAGAGAAUGCAAAGCCUAAGCUUGAACCAAAAGCUCCGCAGAAAGAAAAUCCCAAAGAGGACAAGCAAUAGUGGUUCGUAUCUUGGCAUCUGGAUUGAGUUAUGAGAAUUUCUUCUCCCCCUCUUGAUGAGUACAGUGGCCAAAAUAAGUCGUCUUAGUGUAGUAACUGUAGUUCUUCUUCUUUAUCUAGAAAGAGGAAAACCUUUAUUUCUUUUGACUGCUGUAUUUUUUAUGUGAUUAUAUUCAUGAGAAAAAGAAAUCAGUCAAAAUCA
Tripterygium wilfordii is the source of this 661-nucleotide messenger RNA. RefSeq lists its product as uncharacterized. The transcript is spliced from 3 exons. Lineage: Eukaryota; Viridiplantae; Streptophyta; Magnoliopsida; Celastrales; Celastraceae. The record is from RefSeq and is a predicted model, not a curated record. Bases 236 to 460 code for a protein of 74 amino acids.